UUUAAAAAUUAAUUAAUAUUUAUCUUUCCAAUAGUGGAGAUGAUUUCGAAGUACAUAUUAUUAAUAAGUUUAUUUUCACAUAACAUAGUAUAUUCAAUCAAUAUGUAUUUUGGAAGACCAUACAUUCCAAACUAUUAUUCAAUUCAAAAAAAUAAUGUAUUUCAGACCUUACCAAUAAGCUUUGGAACUUUUGACAAUUCCAGUAAUGUUUACAAGAAACAAGACGUUCAAUUGAAUCAAGGAAAUAGGUUAUCACAACUACCAGAAUUCGUAAAACAUAAUAAUAAAGAGAAUAAUAUAUAUCAGAGAACCUAUGAAGAUAAACGACUUGAACCACAGAGCGAAUAUUCAAUAAAGCACCACCUUUGGAACAUUCAUGCACAACAAGCCGCUUACCAACUUCAUCAAUUAGCAAAACAAAAACAAUAUCAAAAACAUUUACUAAUGAAACAAAAAGAAAUCAAAAAACAUCAUGACCAUAAAGAAAAAUUGAAAAAAGAAAAAGAAUUAACACAACGUUUAAAGCUUUUACAACGGAUUUACUAUGAGAAUUUACUACAUCGUGAAUUAGAUGAAAACGAACAUGAAUUACAUAAAAAAAUAGCUCAUGAAACUUAAUAUAAUAAAAUAAAUAAACUGUAUAAUAAAAAUAA
Molecule: messenger RNA, 653 nt
Organism: Melanaphis sacchari
Lineage: Eukaryota; Metazoa; Arthropoda; Insecta; Hemiptera; Aphididae
Exons: 3
Coding region: 40-618 (192 amino acids)
Source: RefSeq, a predicted model, not a curated record